AUGGCCGCAGAGCUUGGAAAGCUUGUGCUUGAGGCCGGCUUCCCUCCUGGCGUUUUCCAGGUUUUGACAGGUGAUGGUUCGACAGGUGCAGCUCUCGCUUCGCAUAUGCGCGUUGCAAAGGUAAGCUUCACAGGAAGUAUCCCCACAGGAAAGAUCGUGCAGGUUCUGGCAGCCCAAAGCAACUUGAAGCGGGUGACGCUGGAGCUCGGAGGAAAGAGUCCUGCUGUGGUCUUUGACGAUGCGAAUCUCGAGAACGCAGUCAAAUGGGCUGUCAACGCACUCGUCACCAACUCUGGUCAGAUCUGCUUCGCAGCGACCAGAGUCUUUGUGCAAUCCAAGAUUUACGACAAAUUCGUAGCAGCUUACGUGGAGCGUCUCAAGGCAAAGAAGGAGGUUCUCGGUGACCCGGAGGCGCCCGGUACCGAGAUAGGACCUGUCGUGGACAAAGCCCAGUACGAUCGCAUCAUGGGUAUUAUAUCUUCUGCCAAGAAAAACAACGACGGAAAAGUGUUGACCGGGGGGCAACGAGUGGGUGAAAAGGCGAGUGACGGAUACUUUAUCGAACCCACCGUUUUUGCCGAGACAGACAAGACAUCCUUCAUCUACAAGGAAGAGAUCUUUGGACCAGUCGCUGUUAUCAACAAGUUCGACACGGAGGAGGAAAUCCUCGAGUUAGCCAACGACAGCAAGUACGGACUCAUGGCCGGGGUCUUCACUCAGGAUAUCAGCCGGGCGCUUCGUUUGAGCUCGCUGAUUGACUCUGGAGUUGUGGGCAUCAACUGCAUCAGCACCAUCUCGUUUUCGUGUCCUUUUGGUGGUACCAAGGAAAGUGGACUUGGUCGAGAGAAUGGAGAGCACGCGUUGAGAGCAUAUACAGAGCCAAAGACAAUUCUGAUCAACAUGGCAUAUUAG
Fusarium odoratissimum NRRL 54006 is the source of this 912-nucleotide messenger RNA. RefSeq lists its product as uncharacterized. Gene Ontology annotation, molecular function: aldehyde dehydrogenase (NAD+) activity. The transcript is spliced from 3 exons. The record is from RefSeq and is a predicted model, not a curated record. Bases 1 to 912 code for a protein of 303 amino acids. Lineage: Eukaryota; Fungi; Ascomycota; Sordariomycetes; Hypocreales; Nectriaceae.